AUGAUAUUCAUUGAUGAUUCAAACAAUAGGAUUCAGGCUUUCGCCAGUACAAAAUAUUGUAAAGAUGUUAUUACCAAUUUGAAAGAAGGUAAAAUCUAUAUCCUUACAAACUUUAAAGUUAAGGACUACGUUGGAGACGAGACUUUCCGUCCAGUGCGUAACAACAAGCACAUUUAUUUUACAACGCACACCAAGUUGGAAAACGAUGUUGAAGGGGACUUAAAAAUAGAUCGACAUGCUUUCGAUCUGUUCUACCUAGGAGAUAUGGAGAAACUAUCAAAAGACAAUCGAUACUUAGUUGAUGUUGUUGGCAUGGUGAAAAAUGUUCGUUCUAUCAAGUCGAACAAAAAUGAAUCAGAGAAAAUGCUGACAAAGUUCGACCUAUCGGAUGGCAGCUGCGCCGUGGCUGUAACUCUUUUUGACGACUUUGGUGUGGAGUUCCAACAAACUUUAACAUGUUGCAAAGAGCCUGAGGCUUUUGCAAAGAAAACUGAACCAGUUGAGUCGCCACCACAUGAGGAAAUGAACUACGAAACUAUGACUGUGAAAGAAAUUCAAAGUCUGGCUUCUGAUUCGAAGGAGAUGAAAGUGAAGUGCCACGUCAAAGUUACCAAAGUUGAGGUGGACACGGCUUGGUAUUAUGCAACAUGCACAAAAUGCCCAAAUGAAAUACAACGCAGCGAAGGAGUUUUCAAAUGCUUGGACUGUAACAGGAUUAUACCAUACCCUGACAAGAGGUUUAAUUACUAUUGA
Messenger RNA from Daucus carota subsp. sativus, 753 nucleotides. RefSeq lists its product as uncharacterized. Bases 1 to 753 code for a protein of 250 amino acids. The transcript has 6 exons. Lineage: Eukaryota; Viridiplantae; Streptophyta; Magnoliopsida; Apiales; Apiaceae. The record is from RefSeq and is a predicted model, not a curated record.